Molecule: messenger RNA, 4544 nt
Organism: Mauremys mutica (yellowpond turtle)
Lineage: Eukaryota; Metazoa; Chordata; Testudines; Geoemydidae
Gene: UBE3D
Product: ubiquitin protein ligase E3D
Exons: 10
Coding region: 122-1282 (386 amino acids)
Biological process (GO): proteasome-mediated ubiquitin-dependent protein catabolic process; protein monoubiquitination; protein autoubiquitination
Cellular component (GO): ubiquitin ligase complex; cytosol; nucleus
Molecular function (GO): cyclin binding; ubiquitin conjugating enzyme binding; ubiquitin protein ligase activity
Source: RefSeq, a predicted model, not a curated record
CCCCUCUCCACGUGGGUUCACCGGCGGGCAGCUUGACCGGGAGCAGCCUGGGCGAUCUCCAGGGGCGUCCCAUAGCCCCGUAACAUCAGGGGCCGGGCAGAGAGCUUCAGGCGCCGCGCACAUGGAGGAGUCGGUUUUCCUGGAGAUCAGGCGGAGGAUGCAGAGCGGGCUGCUGAUUAUCCGUGAGCCAAAAGCAGGAAAUUUGCCAGUGGAUAUUACAAUGUCUCCAGGAUCAUUAGAAAUAAAAAGUUGUCAAGCCUGCAAGAUGAUCAGCUUUCCUGCAGAGGUCAGGAUUGUUCCUUCUUCCUGUCGAGGAUUACAGUAUAUAGUUGGAGAUGGUUUACAUGUGAGGCUGCAAGUUCAAGCAGAUUCAAAUACAAAAUUAAUUUCAACUUUGAGUGAAAGUCUGAAGGCACAGAAGAGUUGCAUCUUUUACUGUCAAUCUUGUGGUGAAAUCAUAAUAAAAGAAUGGACGUUUCUCCGAGUUCUUCCCCUACCAAGUGAAAACUGGAGUGCUUUGGUUGAGGAGUGGUGCUGCCAUGCCAAUCCCUUUGCCAACAGCGCUCUUCACCCUCAGAAUAACGAUUGUUUUCUUGGACACACUUACUUUCUGGUGAAUUCUGGAAGCGAGUCACAUGUGCCUGGACCUGAAAUAGUCCAUUCAGAGACUGAACAUUCUGCUUCUGAGAGAGGCCCUACCUUGAAGUCAAAGGAAAAUGCUAGAGUAAUUUGUAAGCGCUGCAAGGCAAUGCUGGGAGAGACAGUAUCAUCAGGGACUACAAAAUAUUACAUCACUGAGAUGAUUAUUCAGCCAUCUGGAACAAAUUUUGACAUGAUACCAAGGUCUCAGUUUGUACAGAACAUUAUAGCUCAGUGUCUCGUGGAACUGUCCUCUUCCAGAAGCACAUUUAGAUUCAGAAUGCAAGGGCAUGAUGGAAAAGUCUACAUCUUGAUGUGGCUUUUAAAUUCUGACACGUUAUUGGUGGAAUCUAUGGGAAAUUCAGCAUCCAGCAGUGUUUUUACAUUGUUUGAAGAUAAUUUGAGGCCUGAUUCCAAGUCUUCAGGCACAUGGAAUGCAGUCAAAGUUCUUUAUCAUCCCUGCAUUAAAAACAGGAAUAAGGACCUUGCUGAUGCAUGGGAAAAUGAUAUUGGAGUUCAUCCUCUAACAUUUCCAUCAAAAACCUGUUUGGAAUUGUUGUUGAUACUGAGUUUGAGUAAUGCUUGUCUGCCACCUUCACUACGCUGCAUGAACUCCUUCCAGGUUGCCUUUUUGAAGAUGUGAAGAAUCCAGACACAUUAACUGAAAAUUAUUCUCAAGUUAACCUUCAAAUAAAAUACAGAAAUAUAAGGAUAAUUUCCAUUGGGAUGACUUUCCAGCAAGAGUCAGUGAGGGUGCAAAACCUCAACAUAAUAUUAUUUUAUUAUUUAUGAUAUUUGUUGGAUUUUUGGUUUUGAAAGAGCAAAGCCAAUGACUGAGAAAGUUGGUUUAGACAGGCAUACAUUACAAGACUGGAGUUCUGAGAGUGACUUAUGUCUGAAGGCUGGAGUGACCAUAAUGAUGACCUCUUAAUCACCCAGGGAAAAGAAGUCAAGUAUCUUGAUGGAUAGUAACUUAUGUAUUUUAUGUGGAAAAUGAAGAACUGGCAGCCAGCAGAGGGUAUAAAAUAUUUAAUAUCGUGAAUUCUAACUCAGAAAUAUAUAUGCAAAUUUUACCACUUUUCUCACUUUUUUGAGUUGGCAGAGGUAAUCAGACAACUAGAACUGUAAAAUGUAAACUUGUUUUCCAGAAAACUUAUGUAUGUAGCAUAUACAUUAUUUCCAUAUUAAAUCCUACUCCCUAAUCAAGAGAGGGUGCAGGCGUGUAAAUACUACCUUCUAUGUAAAACUGAAUGAAAUUGAUAAUGCAUUAGUUAAAGUUCACAAACAAAAUGUUUUUGUGAUUACUUAAAAGAGAUUAUCUUGCAACUACAAAAAGAAGGGUGUCUGUGAAUACAGGGUUCAUAGAAGUUGCUGAACUGACAGUCCUCUGUUUGCGAAGCACGUGUAUCUCAGGUUGUGAGAACAUAAACUUCCCCACACAGCCCUUCCUAGACGUUCCUAGGUGCCUCAAUCCUGGCUUGGCGGGACCAUAUCUAUGAAGUAGUUCAGUCCUUAUUGCCCAUUCAGUACUUUCUCCUCUUAUCAGACUGUCAAGAAAAGUUGACAAGUGAGUUAGUGCUGAUUGGAGUUGGUAGCAGUUUCUGUGUUGUAGACACUUAUCUACUUGUAAUUGGACUGAUACCACCAAAUGCAUUCCAUGUGGAACAAAUAACCUUGCGCUGUUUCCAAUUUUGGAGUGGAUGUCUCAUUCUUUAGUUGUCAGUAAUCACUUUGGUCUCCAUUGUGCAGAGAGAGAGCCAGAGAGGAUGUGUAUAUAUGUGUGGGCAGUGGAGGGAAAGAUGAACUAUUCAUCUCUGCAUAAGCACCACUACUACCAUAAUUCAGCUGCCACCUUGUACUCUGCCUAAGCUAAGGAUAUGGCUGAACUUUUGAGAAAAUUCAUAUUGUGGAUCCCUUUUAUACUGUAUAUCUGAGCCUUGUAUUAACACAUAUUUGGAACCCUGCCCAUUUUGUAACCUUAAUCUAUUUUCUUAUGUGUCCUCAAGAUUGCCACAGAAUACUAUUGGGGCCAAAAACUUAGCACGAUUCAAAAAUGGGUCACAUAUUUAUAUGGAUAACUAGAUGAUCCAGAGUUAUACUAGUUUAUGCUACCAUACAUUUUGGUUAGAGUUAUUAAACACCAUGAUUCAGGUUGUAAACUAAUCUCUAAGUAUAGGGGUUACGAGAAGACCGAAUAUAGGAUGCAGAUUAGCCCACGGUUGUCUGUUCUGUUUUGUGCCUUCCCCUGAAGCAUCUGGUGCCGUCCGCUUUUGGAGACAGAAUACUGGAUUAGCUGAACCAUAGGUCUGAUCCAGUCUCACUGUUCUUAUGUCCUGAAGAUGCUUGGGAGAACCAUUUCUACUGAAAAUAGUGGAAGAAAUCCUGUUUGUACAGGCUGGCUAUUUUGCAGUACUCAUCUUUAAACAAUUAAGAAAUUAAGAGGGACAAGAUGGGUGAGGUAAUAUCUUUUAUUGGACCAACUUCUGUUGGUGAAAGAGACAGCUUUUGAGCUUACCUCACCCACCUUCUCACUCUUUAAUAUCCUGGGAUCAACACAGCAACUACACUGCAAACAAUUAAGAAAUAAGAAAGCUGUGAGCUUGUCAAAGGACAAUUCUUUAAGAGGAACAGGUUUAGAGGGAGAGAUUCUUGUUAUGAAGAGCUUCUUUAAAAACCCUGGGAUUCCAGGAGAAGUCAGCACUUCCUUUACAUGUUUGCAAAUAAUAUUGUUCUAACACACUGGGAUAUAAGUGGAGGUUAAGACCACUCAGCAACUAGUUUAGGUCCCAUCCUACUUUUUCCUCAUUAUUUUAGAUUUGAGUAUUCAAAUAAAAGCAGAAGUGUGGCAUUUUUCACAUAUAUAUUCUGGGGCUAUAUUGUGUACUUCCAUGAUAAUUUGUCUAUAUAACAGUGGUGAGUCAUUUUGAUUUUUCUCUUAUGAAUACAAUUAAUUUUUCACUAAUUUUUUUUUCCAUUUUUGUUUUGCUCUGUUGUAUGCUGGUCUCUGCUUUCCAGAAUAUGAUUAGGCCAAUAAAGGAGGGAAAACAUUGAAAUGACAGAUUGCUACACUGUGAUUGUAAAGCCACUUUCCUCCUAUUUAAAUGCCUCCUGUUGUGAUUUUGCAUCAAUAGAGCAAUCUGCUCCAGAGAGUAUUUAUGCUUUGUAUGUUUAAAAUCUGUCAUCGUGUCAGUUUCUCCUACAUAAUAUGGUAUUAGGGACAUAAAUAGUUAAUAUACUUCUAAUGGCAAAUGAGGUUCUGAGAUGACAGGUGCAGGCAAAUCAUUAACUUGAUUUAUCAGCAAUACAGAAGAAAAUAUCUGCAUGAAGUGGGGCACUAUAAAUAAAUAUAAAUCAAACCCAUCCUGGCUAAUUUAUCACUCUCAGAAAACCUUGUAGAAUAUCACAGUGAAAUGUUAUGCUUCUAGUGUGUUUGGUUCGAAAGGAUUCCUGGGGAAGUAUAUGAGAGGAAACAGCAGAGGUAGCAUUAGGCCAAAUGUACAGCCUCACAAAGCCAUGCUCUUCAAGAAUCUUGGGUUUUUUUGUUUUGUUUUUAAGCCUGGUCUUUGUCCCUGUACCAGGAAGGUGAGGGUUGUGGGCUGCCAAAGACGAGCAUUUCUGGUUCUGGUUGGGUUAUUUUUCCUGCAAUUAUUAAGUUAUUUGGACAGGUACCUAGAAAACUUCAGCCCACAUACAGUAAUGUAUAAAUGUAUCAGAAGUGUUCUUGUCUGAAAAUGGGUUUAUUUGCCAGUAUACAGAAGAAGGGGAGAAAAGUCAAUAAUGUCCCCUUAAGAGGAUUCAUUGUGAUGACAGGUGAUGCAUUAUUAUAACAGACUGAAACUCAUCUGUAGAGAUGAGUUGUCUCAGUUUUUUUCUUUUAAAUCAUUCAGCAUUUUUCUUUAGCUCUU